CAAAGAAGGGAAAUAAUCACCUAAAUGUGGAUUUUGGAAGUUUUCCUCCUAUUAUUUGUAAUGGUUUUAUAAAUUAAUAAUUACAAAAUACUUCAAUAACUGACUCAUGCAUGUUUUCACCAGUUACUUCUCCCCCUCAAAGUGCAGCCGCCAGAUAACCGCAUGAGAUGGUGAGAAUCCUCCAGCUGUGCCGCUCUCUCUCUCUCUGCAGGGUGACAUCACUUCACAGCCCGCUGAAAAGAAGCUUCAGACGCUCAGGCAGAGGAGUACUCAUGGCAGAUCGGGUGUUAGUGCUGGCCGUUGGUUUGUCUGUGGUUCUGCUGCUGCUGCUGCUCGGUCUGAUCGUGUAUUAUCUGUGGAGGAGUAAGAGGAUGAAGGCUCGCAGUCAGUAUGAGGAGCUGCUCCCUUCAGCGCCUUCAGUACCAGCCUGCUCUGCUCCGGUGAUCCUGGUGUCUCAGGACUCUUUGCCCACGCUCCGUGAGAUCCCCUUCACGGUUCCUCCUCGCUUCACCACACAAAACCAAGGUGACCUGAAAAAUGAAGAGGAGGCGGGGAUGAAGAUGGAGACCCAGAGAGACAUUCUAGCUCAUCGUGGGUCGCUCUCAGUAAGCAGAUGGUACCCGGUGGGGACGGUGCUGGCCGGCCUCUACUCUCUCCCUCCUCUCAACGAGGUGGUGGCACCACCUCCCGGCAUGGCCACCCGUCUCUGCUUCUCCGUGGAGUACCGGCACAGCAGCGAGCAGCUCGCGGUCUCCUUGCUCCGCCUCGGUAACCUCCCUCCCCGUUUCCACGGCAACGUGACGCUGGUGGAGCUGCGGCGUCUCCCUGACGACCGGCGGCCCCGCCAGGCCAAGGCCCGGGGCACGGGGCCCGACCCCGAGUUCAGCGACCGCUUCGUUUUCCAGGCGAGGAGACGGACUGAACGACGGAGAAAACAAAAGAGCGAUCCGUAUCUCACGCGCUUCCCCCGUGGUUGCACUCCGCAGGUGUCGUGCGUGUGCGUGCCCCGCAGCACCCUGAGCGUGUGUGUGCUGAGCGUGGGGCAGGACGGCAAACGCCACGCGGUGGGCAGGGCGCUGGUUCCUCUGGAGGGGGAGCUCGGGCAGGCCGGCAGGGUGCUGUGGAGGGACCUGGAGACAGAGGACCACGUACAGUGUUCAGAGCUGGGUGACGUGCAGAUCUCCCUCAGCUACAGUCCGUCUGUGCAGCGCCUCUACGUGGUCGUUCUGAGGGCUCGAGGGCUGCAGCUGCUCACCGAUGCAGGUGUGUGUGUCCAGGCGAGCUUACAGAUACACACUCAGGUGGUGAAGAUGAAGCGCAGCUGCGUGGUGAAAAGUCAAAACGACCCCACCUUCCACCACAGGGUGACCUUCAAACUGCGCUCGCAGCACCUGGACGAGGCCUGUCUGAGAUUCGAGCUGCAGCAGCCAAACGUCGUCCCCUCAGAGCCCCCGGCCCUGCUGGGAGUGCUGGUGUUGGGGCCCUUCAUGUACGCCAGGGGCCAACAGCUGCAGCACUGGAUGGACAUGGUCAACACGCCACAGGAGGCUGUUGAACUGUGGCACGGACUGGGCAGAGCUACUUAAACACAUGCCAACGCUGUGUUGAAGGGGAACUGAAUGGGUACAAAGUCACUUUGGAAGCAACUUUAACCCAUUUUUUAAAGACAAUUUAAUUGUCAUCCUUAAUCUACAAACAGAUCUUUUAUUAAUCACCCUCACCUGAAUCAUACUUGAACCUUUCUACAGCUUAUAAUCUUUUUCUUGAUUUGACUUUUUCUUUUUCGACUCUAUUUGGCAAUCACUAAUUAGAUAUUUUGCAACUUAAAAGUGGAUAGUUCAUAUUUAACACCUCAACAUUUCGUAGUAUGUUUCAUUAAAAUGUGUAUAAUUUUGUAAAUAAAUUUAGAUGUAAUAAAGUUACCGUGAUUUUAUCAAUACUUUUUCUUAUUCAGCGUCGUCAUUGCUGAUUGUUAAAUUCCCUUUACAAUUUUUGUUGAUGCGUUUCUUCUAUUUUUGUUCGAAGAAAGUCAAAUAUAAAAACGUUUUGUUUUUUAAAGUGAAAAAAUAAGCCUGCAAAUGUCUUGAAAAGGUCAAAAUGUUAUGUAA
Molecule: messenger RNA, 2108 nt
Organism: Gasterosteus aculeatus aculeatus (three-spined stickleback)
Lineage: Eukaryota; Metazoa; Chordata; Actinopteri; Perciformes; Gasterosteidae
Source: RefSeq, a predicted model, not a curated record